AUGCAAUUGGGGUGUCUCUUCCAUUCUGGUUGGGGUACGGUCCUUGAAGCUUUAUGCUUUGGACAUCUACCGAUUCUUCUGCCAAUGGUAGCUGACCAAGAACUCAAUGCUAUGCUGCUAAUGGAAAAAGAAAUCGGCUAUGUGGUCCCGAGGAAUGAAGAUGGUUCUUUCAACCAGGACGUGGUUGUGAAAUCUGUCAGAAAAGUUAUGUUAGAACUAGAGGGAGAGCCAUUAAAGUUGAAGGCCUCACUUAUGGGAAAUGUUUUCAACAAUCAGGAUCUCCACGACAGUUACUUAAACGUCUUUAUCCAGCAUUUGAAAAAAUAUAAAAGUUUCUCAAGAGCACAAGCAAGUUGUAAAAAUGAAAUGUGA
Messenger RNA from Fraxinus pennsylvanica, 372 nucleotides. Lineage: Eukaryota; Viridiplantae; Streptophyta; Magnoliopsida; Lamiales; Oleaceae. The record is from the annotation of a GenBank genome assembly.